AGAUAUAUAAGAAUUAUUUAUAUUAUUCUAACCUAAAAUAUAUGUUCUGCUAAAAUAAUGGCCUCUGCUCUAAUAAAUGCUUUAAAGAAAAUAUAUAUUUCCCCAAUAGUAACAAUUCGCGCUUAUUCUACUGCCACCAACACUUUGCCUGCAGCUUCGAAUAACUUCGUGGAAGUAAAUAAGAAGGAAUGGAAAUUUCCUCCAACUUAUACAAAACCACGAGAAGUAUGGAUUGAAAACCUAGAUAGUAUUGAAGAGAAAAAGUUGGGAUUAUGUGAACUCCAUCCUUUGGUGUACGCUACGGUACCACGCAUUGAUAUCAUUCACAGAAAUGUUAUAUGGCAAAGGAAAUACAGAUGGGUGUCCUGGGCCCAUACUAAAACGAGAGCUGAAGUGCGCGGUGGUGGCAAAAAACCUUGGCCACAGAAAGGUCUAGGUCGAGCAAGACAUGGUUCGAUUAGAUCUCCAUUGUUUCGUGGCGGCGGCGUAGCUCAUGGCCCACGUUCUGGAAAAACUCAUUUUUUCAUGCUACCUUUUCACCUUAGAAUAUAUGGCCUUACUUCGACUUUAUCAGCGAAAUUGGCACAAGAUGAUCUACACAUUGUCAAAGAUUUAGAUUUACCAUCAGAUGAGCCAGAUUAUCUUUCGGACCUCAUAGAAAGCAGAAACUGGGGUCCAUCUGUGUUAAUUGUUGACGACUCUGACUUAGCUCCUAGAAAUAUUACAGCUGCAUCUGAUGCUCUUCCACAUGUCAAUAUAAUGCCUGUCUAUGGACUCAAUGUUUACUCGAUGUUAAAACAUGAUACUUUAGUCCUGACAUUAUCUGCAGCAGAAAAGAUAGAAGAAAGAAUUUUACAUCAUCUGCAUUCUAUAACUAAUGAUAAGCAGGGUGAAUUUAAAUUGAGUCAAGUAUAAUAAAUUAAUAUGAUCACAUAUUAGAUGAAAUAAAUGAUAACCAU
This is a messenger RNA of Diatraea saccharalis (sugarcane borer), 959 nucleotides long. NCBI's taxonomy places the organism in Eukaryota, Metazoa, Arthropoda, Insecta, Lepidoptera, Crambidae. The record is from the annotation of a GenBank genome assembly.